Malassezia restricta is the source of this 948-nucleotide messenger RNA. RefSeq lists its product as uncharacterized. Lineage: Eukaryota; Fungi; Basidiomycota; Malasseziomycetes; Malasseziales; Malasseziaceae. The coding region runs from base 1 to 948 and encodes 315 amino acids. The record is from RefSeq and is a predicted model, not a curated record. The transcript has a single exon.
AUGGCGAAGCGGAAAGCCCCUAGCGAGCCGCUGCCAGCCCUCGACGGUGCGGAUGAAGUGCCCGUGCCGCUUCCGCGCAUGAUACAUGCGCUGCACACGGUCGCGGGUGUGUCGGUGGUCGAUGCUAUCGGCAUCGUCCGUGUGCUUGCGCAGAAAAAGCGGCACACGCCGUCUCGACUGCGUCGCUUGUCUGCGCCCGAGUUGGAGGAGCUGGGUGCGCCGUGUGCGGGCCCGACACGCGAUCGAGUGGUGGAAGCGUUACGGGAAGUAGCUUCCAGCGGGGUGAUGAGUGAGGCGGAGCGAUCGUCUAAGCAGCAGCGACUACGGGAGGAUGUGCGCCUGCGUCGCGACUGGGGUGAUCCGGGCACGGGCCGUGAAGACAAGUCGUGCGCAUUUGAUGUGGUGCUGACGGAGUCGACUCUGCGAGGCCGCAGCGUGAUGGUGAAUCGCGCGGCUGUGCUCUUAGCGUGGGCCGUCGUCGUGCUGGAGUGCAUGGGCUUCGCGAGAAACGAGGCACUCAGUCUGGCCCAGUGCUACACGAGCCUGGCAGCGGAGGCGCAUGGCCCCGCGCCCCCUACGAAGCGCGUCAUGAGCGAGAAUCAGCCGCAUGUCGAGUUUCUGCGCGUCAAGAUCCCCAUUAUCCGAUUGCGACACGACGGCGAGUACCGCGGUCUGAAGGACGGUCAGGUCGUGCCGCCUACGCGAGCGUAUGACUACCUGCGCCGCACCAUGUUCCAGAUGCUGCCGUACGUCAUGGGUGCGCUCACACUGCUCGCCAACUCGUACGUGGCUGCGGACGGCUCGGCUCAUGCGCUGCACGACGCAGCCUACGGCUUGUAUCUCGACUUUCGGCCUGAGACACAUGGCGAGCGGGGCAAGCGGGCGGUGCUCGCCCUCGAUACGAUCUUGGAUCUGCGCGCGUCACGAGCGCAGCAUGUCCUCGAGUAG